CUGAACUGUGUGUGGAGAGAGGGAGGGAGAGAGACGGAGAGAGGGGGACGAGUGAGCAGGGAACAGCAGCAGGGCUGGAGGCUUCAGCCAUGUCAGUUUUCUCUACAACGCUAGACAGACGAUGAGAAGAGAGGAACCAUGGCCUUGUCACUGAGUGCAGAUGAAGAGGAUUAUGAUUCAGAAUCUGAACAGCAACAGGAAGCCAACCGGCCAAAGCCCAAGAUGGGGACUUCAGCAGCGGUCAAGCUGCCGUCCAAUCGCAGUGCGUCUGGUGCCAGACGCAGGAGAACACGCUGCCGAAAGUGUGAGGCAUGCCUCCGAACCGAGUGUGGAGACUGUCACUUCUGUAAAGACAUGAAGAAGUUUGGAGGACCUGGGCGCAUGAAGCAGUCCUGUAUCAUGAGGCAGUGCAUUGCACCUGUCCUGCCCCACACAGCUGUGUGUGUGGUGUGCGGAGAAGCAGGGAAGGAGGACACAUUGGAGGAGGAGGACAAGUUCAAUGUCAUGCUCAUGGAGUGCUCCAUCUGCAAUGAGAUUGUCCACCCCAACUGCUUAAAGGUGAAGGAUGCUUCUGGCGUGGUGAACGAUGAACUUCCUAACUGUUGGGAAUGUCCCAAAUGCAACUACGCUGGGAAAACCGGAAAAGUCUGCAAGCAAAAAAGGGGACCAGGGUUCAAGUAUGCGUCUAACCUCCCUGGCUCCCUGCUGAAGGAGCAGAAGGCAGUCAAGGAGGAGGGUGAGGUCACAUCUACGUCUACAGCCAAGAGGAAGACUGAGGGGGGUGAUAUCUCAAGACACAGACCUGAGGAAUGGGAGCCCCUCCACAGACACCCCCCUGUCCUGACCCCCAGCACCCUGUCUCGGCCCAGACCUGAGGACAAACUGAGGAAGAAGAGGAAGCUCUUCGACGAUGACGAGGAAGAGGACUUCAGUGUGAGGAAGAAGGGAAAGGCAGAUGAACCUCUGUUCCCCAAACUCCUUCAUCAGAUCAAGACUGAGGAGGAAGACCAGGAGGAGGAAGUGGAUGAGGAGGAGACGGACUCUCUGUUCUGGCGAGGCCUGGAGAGGAGAGAUCGUUUAGGAGAUACCGAGGACUGGGCAGAGGACGGGGAUGGCAAAGACACAAAGACAAACUUUCCAAGGCCUUCUCUCAAAACUCCUGUUCUAGACAGUGACCAGUCUCACUGCAGCUCUCCACAGGCUGGCCCCAGCAGCGAGGGUGGCAGUGAACCCCAGGAGAAGGGCCCACGCCCCAAAGCGCGCCGCAAACGCCGUUUACCCAACAAGGAGCUGAGCAAAGCACUGAACCAGGAGAUCCAAAAGAGUGAGGACUGCCUAGCCAAUGAGAACCGCCAGCCCCUCAAGGUGGAGCCAGAGAGUGAGAAUGAGGAGCCCAAGAGGGGCUUCUGCAUCGGCAGUGACCUGGGAGGGGAGCGCCCCCACCUCCGGACCAAGGAAAUGAACGGCACCCCCUGGGAGCUGCGCCACUUCUACCCCAGCCAGAUCACCCCUCUGGGCUUCAACAGGAGCUCCCCUGGCACCCGGCCCCUGCCCCCACGCUCCCCACCCAAGUGUGUCCAAAUGGAGCGCCACGUAAUCCGGCCACCCCCCAUCAGCCCCCCGCCGGACAGACUGCCCCUGGUGGACGGGAAGACCCAUGCGGUGCAGCGAGAGGUCUGGAUGAAGCUCUUUGGGCACUUCACACACAAGGAGCUGUGUGUCUGCAUGCGUGUCUGCAAGACAUGGAAUAGAUGGUGCUGUGAUAAAAGACUGUGGACCAACAUCGAUCUGAACCGCUGUAAAUCUAUCACUCCCCUCAUGCUGAGUGGCAUCAUCCGCAGACAGCCCCUCUCACUGGACCUCAGCUGGACCAACAUCUCCAAGAAGCAGCUGAGCUGGCUAAUAAACCGUUUACCAGGUCUGCGGGUGUUGCUGCUCUCAGGGUGCUCGUGGGUGGCUGUGUCUGCCCUCUGCACCUCUAGCUGCCCUCUGCUGCGCACCCUGGAUGUGCAGUGGGUGGAAGGGCUCAAAGAUGCCCAGAUGAGGGACCUGCUCUCGCCCCCGACCGAUAAUAGACCAGGUCAGUUGGACAACCGCUGUAAACUGAGGAACAUCCUGGACUUGCGUCUGACUGGACUGGACAUCACAGACGCCUCUCUGCGUCUGAUUAUCAGACAUAUGCCGGUACUUUCACAACUGGACCUGAGCUACUGCAACCACAUCAACGACCAUUCAGUCAACCUGCUGACGGCCGCAGGGACCACAACCAGAGAUUCCCUCACAGAGAUCAACCUGUCAGACAGUCGGACGGGAGGCAGGCAGUUCAUUUCUUUCAUGUCACAAACAUCACACAGUAAUAACAUGCAAGCCUCGGGAUUAGACGCUGUAUUGGCAUGGUGACUCAGAGCAUCAGAGGGACCAAACCAGACAAGUAUUGGAAUUCAACCCUGCAAUAUGGAGAGGAUCUCUCCCUCUGUCAUCACAACAGAACAACCCCCCCUCCCAAAUCACAGACAGGUGUGUCUCACCAGUGGGAGGGGACCACCAUACAUUUUAUUAAAUUCUGGCUAGAAAUUUGAUGAGAAACAGUGGCACACUGCUUACCUUUUUAAUUUUACAUUUUGUUCUAACAAACUUUAUAAAACCAUAGCAUUAGGGUGUAUCAUCAACAAAACCCCAGACUGAUCUACAGUGCAUUCGAAAAGUAUUCAGACCCAUUUACUUUUUCCACAUUUUUUUACUUUACGGCCCAAUUCUAAAAUGGAUUUAAAUCUUUUUUUCCUCAUUGUAAGAAGAAUUCCUCACUACCGGCAGACUGUCAGAACAUCAUCUGUAAGAGUUCUCCAUUUGGGACUGAUACCAGUGUGGGAGAGCUGGUCACUUUUACAGGACUUGUCUACAAGACAAUAAUAUUCAAUCAUCCUAUUGGCAAUAAUUGUUUUGUGUGAGUUUCCUCCUAAUACAGGAUGUGGUAGGAAUCGUAAGGGACAUCAUCAUUACACCUGUUAAUAUUUAUUUUCUAUAACUUUGUUUGAAAUCUAUUUCUUAUUGUAAAAAGUAAAAUAAGUAAAAUAUGCCCUUUGUGUUUUACAGAAAUGCAAUGUGUUUAAUGUAAAUGAUUUUAUGUUUAAUGCUAAUGUUUUUUUAUACUGUCUAUUGUUGUUUUCUAAAAAUACAUUUCAAGUAUAUUUCUUUUUUUAAAUGGUCUAGGGGGGAGUGUAAGAAUAUUUCCAAGAUAAAUACACAACGCAGAGGACAAGAGGUCAAUAGAGUACUCAAGUUCAAGAGGAAUAAAAGUCAGAGUACUAACGAUCCAUGGAAAUAGUGUUUUUUCUGUAAUAGGAGAUUAAUGAUUAAUGGGUCAGAGACAUGGGAGGAAUUUCAGUCCGGGACU
This is a messenger RNA of Salvelinus namaycush (lake trout), 3394 nucleotides long. RefSeq names its product lysine-specific demethylase 2B-like. The record is from RefSeq and is a predicted model, not a curated record. Gene Ontology annotation, biological process: regulation of transcription by RNA polymerase II; protein demethylation. Gene Ontology annotation, molecular function: transcription coregulator activity; histone demethylase activity; DNA binding. The coding region runs from base 139 to 2400 and encodes 753 amino acids. The transcript is spliced from 10 exons. Lineage: Eukaryota; Metazoa; Chordata; Actinopteri; Salmoniformes; Salmonidae.